This is a messenger RNA of Zasmidium cellare ATCC 36951, 2682 nucleotides long. RefSeq lists its product as uncharacterized. Gene Ontology annotation, cellular component: nucleus. The record is from RefSeq and is a predicted model, not a curated record. NCBI's taxonomy places the organism in Eukaryota, Fungi, Ascomycota, Dothideomycetes, Mycosphaerellales, Mycosphaerellaceae. The coding region runs from base 1 to 2682 and encodes 893 amino acids. Gene Ontology annotation, molecular function: DNA binding. The transcript has a single exon.
AUGCCAUCCUCCCUCGACGGUGAGCCUCGCCGCCGCCGGAGACACGACCAUGAUCGCGACCGCGACUCGACCAGCUCACGAGACAAGCCGCACCGAUCAUCGCAUAAGUCUGCCAGUUCCAGCAAGCUUCCUUUGCACAAGCGAAAGUCUGCCAGCCGUGAGCGGGAACGCGAGCGGGACUCGCCCAGGGCGUCCGCCUCGCCCAUCAAGACCAAGACCUCUUCUAUCGUCGUCCCUGAAAUGGAGAGGCGCGGUAGCGGCGAGGUGCGGCCAACUACAUCGUACCCCUCCUUCAGCAAGGCCCACAGCCGCGAGGCCGUAGGCAGCAGAGAGGACAUCGCGGCGAAGACGCUCUUCACGCCAGAUGCGACGGACAUUAGCAAUGACGGCGCGAAGAGGAGGAACUCGUCGCCGGCGAAGCCUGGUGCGCCGACGAGGGCCCCGCCCAGCCCUCCUCUUACCGCUGAAGAUCCGGACAUUAGGAGGUCGGGCAGCUCGAGGAGUAUGAGAGAGGCUGCAGAAGACGUCAAAGUCAAGAUGGAGAGUGGGAGGAGAAGUACAGACAGCCCUCGAAAACACGGCAUGAAGGCGGCCAAAUCAGGGACGAGCCUGCGGAAAGAGGCACGGUUCGAUGCAUCCGAUGUCUCGAGUAUGCCAGGUGCAUUCCCAGAGGACGAGGGCAAAUCUACACCAAAUAGCAGCUACAGGCGCACAGCGUCGACAGCGUCACAACCUCCGUCUACCCUGACCGAAGACACGACUGACUCCGAUGCCACCUCCAUUGCACCAGAGCGAAAGCCCCAUAAGCGGCCAAACACGACCCCUCCAGAUGAAAAGUCGCCUUCGAAAGGGACAGAAUCUCGGCCAAAGACGCCAGCACAAGAUGAAGUGCCGAUACCACCUCAAGCACGCGCCACGCCAAUCAUCGACGUUGGCAUUGCCAACAAGACCAACCUACAGCCCAUGAACACGCCCAUGACAGCUAAACAAGUCCCACCACCGCCACCGCCUCCUCCCAUGACCGAACCGAAAGAAGCGCCAAGAGUCGACUAUCUCCUCAAGAACGGUGGACUGCCUACCCCAGUGCCAAAGAGACUUGUCCAGCCGCCAACACCGAUACAAGCCUACAGCGUAUAUCAGUCACCUGCGUUGACGCAGGCAGCUCCAUUGGAGGAGUACGCCAAGAUCUUUGGUACUGUUCACAAACGAUUGGACGACUACAUCCAGGUCUUGAAGAGCAAUGGGUCUUUAGCAGUCGCAACGGGUUACAAAUCGGUUGCUCGGCGAUUGCUGGAUAAAUUGUCCCAGGUCUUUGCUCGAGACAUUUCGUCUCAGCGAUGCGACUGUGUGGUGUGCAAGACUACGCCACAGCCGCGUCUGUCAGACGAGGAAGAGAAUGGUGUUAGCUGGGGAGAGAUCCUGGAAUUCGUAGCUGGGCGCCGCGAGCUGCCUCAAUGGCCGCCAUUCACCAUUCAGCCAGAUGAUAGCGGACUUGGGAUUUCAGGUACCACCCAAGCACCAAUGCAGAAGCUGGACAUCGAUGUGCCUGAAGAAUACAGGGAUCAUUACAUUCGGCAAAACCAGAAGACGAAACGUGCUGUGCAGAGCUGGCUUGCACAACAGCCUGAAGUACCUUCAGCUCCGCCAGAGGAAGCGGACGAGGAUACACUAAUGUUUGCAAUGAUGACAAAACUGACCGUCCAGCAGCGCAACCUCUUCAUCGCGCUCAUGCACGGUCAGAACUUUGUGUCCGAAGUCAGGGCGCCUACCCCAGCAGAGCGACCUUCGACUUCUUCGAAUGCAUUGAGACGAGCGAAGAAAGCUCUGCAGCGGCUUUACCGUCUUGAACGGGCCCCACGAGACUGUGAAGCGGCGAUGUACCUUCUCAACAACCCGCACCUACACGGGAUGCUUGCCACAUUGGCGGAGGUGAACGAGGCCGAGUGGGAGAUCCUCACCUCGGGCAGGUUUGAUGGCUUCUUGUGGUCAGGGGCAGAGGCGGCGUUCCCUCCAUCUGCUUCACAUUUCGCCUCCAUGGCAUCCCGCGGGCCAUCCCGUGGGCCCAACGCCACACCAUUUUCACGAAACACAACACCUUUCAGCGGAAUGAGCGCUAUUCCAUCUCGGCAUGGGACUCCUUUCAGUCCAGACCUUGGCCAACCGCCGUCGAUGUUCCCUUCUCGAGGUCCAACGCCGGGCUUGAACGGGUUGGGGGUUACAGCGCCAGGGCCUGUACAACUGGACGAAGACACCGAAAUAGCAGUUGCUGCCGAGCUGGAACGCAACCUCUUCUUGGACAUGGAGCGUCUGGAAGAUGCGUUUGAGAUCUUGCAUGGCCGCGCAGAGCUGGUGCGACAGAUGCUGCGCGAACGUUCAGCAGGUCUAUCUGCUCAAGCCCAACUGCGGCGUGGAAGCGGCGCGGCGGAUCCCGUCGGCGUACGACUAGACACGCCUGCCAGUGGUGUCACCGACUUCGAAGAGGAAGACGAUGAUGGGUUGGCGGAUCUUGCCAGUCUGGCGCCUGAUGACAGCGCCUCGCAGAUCAGCGUGAACCGAAGACAUCGACACAGGCGUGAGCGCAAGACGCCCAACCCUGAGCCAGUUCCAGAGGAGGACGAGAGCGUCUUCGAAGAACAUGAGAGGACACGGAGAGAGCGUAAUGGACGACGAUCGAAGUACUGA